CGCAGUGAGCGGAUCGUGUGCGCUGUUGGAGCGCAUAUCGUUUUUAUUUCUGUGUUCUUCCUAAGAAAACGUGUCCUCAACAGGUUUCCCGCAGAAUUUCAUCUUUUUCUAAACUUCUGGAUAUUGUGAGAAAAUUAUUGCUACCCAUUUACCUAAAGGAAAAGUGCAAGAAACCGGAAACAACAGUGCAAAAGAAGUGCUUUAGAGCAUCAUUGAGUUGAGGGCCGGCAACUCUCAACUCAACUCGGGCUUUACAUAAAGCGUUAAAAUUUCAAUAGAAGUAAACGGUGAAUUCAUCUCACUUUCACGAUGGCACAAACAACUGAGUUCGUCAAUGAGUUCCGCUCAUGGCGAGAAAUGGUGCUUGCGGGCAGCGCCGGUGCUGACGGCACAUCAGGAAAAAUGCAUCACCUUUUGCGGAGGCCUAGGCAAACGAAGCACCCGAAGUACCUUAGCUGCGGCGCCAGUACAGCAACCGACUACACACGACGUUUUGCUACUGCAAGAGUUCCACGAGGAAUCACCAGAAGCUGUUACCAGUUCCGGCUUAUCGAAACCACCAGAGCCUCUAGCGACCUCCUGGAUGAACACCGUAAACACGCACGCUAUAACGCCCGUCAGCAACAGCGAGCUGUUGGAUGCCGGAUCGCCUUCCGAAUGGUGGAGAUACGUCAGUAUGUUCACGGAAGAUGCGACGGUCGAUUUGUUGGCAGCCAAAUCGAUGCCAAUGGCAAUAAUCGACGGCAGCAACGCUACAACAGGUGAACAGGUGACACUAAUAGCACGAGAAACAGCGGAAGUCUGCCGAAACAAAUUUGAGAAACAAGGUAUGAGCAGCAGCAGCAGUGCUGAAAUAAGCGUAUCUGUACACGACAACGUAUGUAAUAAGACCAUCAGCAGCAGUGGCGACACCAGAAACAGCUCUGGCAUGUUGUCCAUUGGAGAUCGUAUCCCAUCAACAGGACACGGUUGCAACAGUAUUGGAACAGUUGCAAAAUUAGCGGUGACAAUGACUGAAGCCGAAUCAACAGCAACUGAUGAAUCCUUUAAACCGGAGCAUCCCUCGCAACGACAUCUAAAAAAUAUUAGUUGUAAUAGUAGCAAUAUUGGCACAAGUGCUAACUGCAUCAGCAAUACUCUUUCUGGAGAACCUUUUAAUGCCAACAUCAACAACAAGGACGAUACAGCGCUUCUUAUACCUAUACUGUCGGAUUUAGACUGGACGAACGAAACCCGCCUUAGCAACGCAUUCUUCUCCAACUCGACUGCUGACCAUCUGUGGAUUAGUUCACCGAUUAAUACCAACCAUCACAUCAACCAUAACUCGACGGAAAAGCAUGUCAUGUCCGGUGUCUGCUCUCCGAUCGAUGUCAACCGGCAUGGUUUCGUGGAGCCCAACGGCAGUCCCAUUUCCUUGCAUGAAGAGAUAGAACAGCUCUCGAGUGCUUUCGACUAUGAUGCGUCGAACCAUUUUGUUUCGGGUCUACCGUUAACAGCCACCAACAAUACCGCCACCUCUCUCGAUCCGAUAGUUCCCGGCCCACCGGAAACCGAAAUGACUUCGCUCAACAUUUUCAAAUGGUUGCAGGAGGACAUUUUUCCCCCCAUGGACCGUCAAUUAAAUGUAAUGGAGGGAUCAUCUUUUCCCAACGGUGUUGUCAGUUUUUGCAGAGAACCUUUGAGCAUUCUUGAAUCUACUUCCACACUAGUCGAAGCUGCAGCAGAAACAACCACCCACUGCAAGGGCAAAGACGAAGAGCAACUGCAGGACACCGCUUUCGAGCACAGUUUAGAUCAAGCUCAAAAUAUUAUCCACAUUUCGCACUUCAUUGACGACGGGACUCAACGACUCGAUGUCGAAUCACCUGCAAUGAUCAAGAACCACUCGCAAUGCGAUCACAACUACUCUACAAUCAAACGGUGUCGGGAGACGCAGUUCGAUGACAGUACUAUCGUAGGACCGUCGAUUGCAAAGAUGUCACGGCCACAGAGCGCAACCGAUUCUUUGAUUGUUAUGCCGUUCGAUGACUGUAGGUCCGACAACUGUUCGUUGACACUACACAAUAAAAUUAGUACUAACCAGCAAAUGGCGUUGUCCGAAAAAUCAGAAGAAAGCAUUACAAUCGCUACUUGCAUAAACACUACUACCCCGACAGAGACGGAUGCUGCUACGGCCACAAAAACUGUCCUCGGCACUGCAAGCAUUCUUUCACCAAACAGAGUGAAGCCCUGUGGUAAACAUAACGCAACGCUCAAAGGAAAUGUUACUGCUGUGGUGCCGAAACAACCAUCUAUCAACCACAAUCUAUCACUUCAGCUAUGCGGAGUCACUGGGAAUACGCCGAUUGCCCUCAAUACACCUGAUCUAACCAACGAUAUUCUUGAUUUGGAGGACGAAAAGUUUGAUCUUUUGUCAUUUAUCGAUCCAACCACCAAUGAGAAUUCGUUACAGCUAAAUACAUGCAACCUUGCCGCCGGAGAGAGAGAGACGAUCAUAGAGAAGAAAGCCAAUGUACGCCCUCUAUCAGUAUUUCAACAGUUGCAGUUGCCGGCAACCUCCAGUGGCCGAAGCACUUCCGACAUCAUUAUGUCGAAUAAGAAACAAGGCGCAAUGAAAACACCUAUUUUCCAACUACUGACUAUCGAAUCCCUGAGCCAGCUAACGUCGAGCAUCGUGGAUGAUAAUUCUUUGCCUAAUGUACACGACGACACACUCAACGGGUCUCUUUCGUCAGCUUCGUCUACCUACGGUGAUUCUAGUUCUGACGUUUCGUUCAGCACAAAGCCCACGAAGAGGCGAGGGCGACCGCCAAAAACGACCGGGGCCGUGCGUGAUCGGACAGAGUAUCAGCAUCUAAGUGAGGCUGACUGGCGAUAUCGGGAACAGCGUGAUAAGAACAAUGAAGCAUCACGAAAAUCCCGUAUCAAUCGUAAGGAUCGCGAAAUUAAGCUUGAGCAGGAGGCAGACGAACUGAACGUGCAACAUCAGAAGCUGUCGCAUGAUGAACGGCGGCUGCAGAAAGAAUGCAAACAGUGGCGAAAGGCGGUCAUGAAGCUAGCGCUACUCUAGAAACCCUCGUCGUGAUCAUCGUCAGUUUUGGGAAUAUAAAAAACAAUUGGUACCAAUAGAAUGGUCAAAUAUUGUGCUAUUACCAUCUAUCUAUCGAUGCAUCGAGAAAGGAAUCUUGAAAGUAGGUGUAAGCUUAACCGCUUAUAUAUUUUAUACAUUUUAAAAUAUGUUUUUAAGACGCAAAAAGCAUUUUGUUACAUCACUUAUUAAUCAACAAAUUAUUGUUUCGUAAUUUAGACAUAAUUCAUCAAAUCCGUUAAUAAAUUUUGGAAUU
This is a messenger RNA of Anopheles bellator, 3344 nucleotides long. RefSeq lists its product as uncharacterized. The coding region runs from base 335 to 3070 and encodes 911 amino acids. The record is from RefSeq and is a predicted model, not a curated record. NCBI's taxonomy places the organism in Eukaryota, Metazoa, Arthropoda, Insecta, Diptera, Culicidae. Gene Ontology annotation, biological process: regulation of transcription by RNA polymerase II; DNA-templated transcription. Gene Ontology annotation, molecular function: RNA polymerase II cis-regulatory region sequence-specific DNA binding; DNA-binding transcription factor activity, RNA polymerase II-specific. The transcript has 4 exons.